Molecule: messenger RNA, 8524 nt
Organism: Scophthalmus maximus (turbot)
Lineage: Eukaryota; Metazoa; Chordata; Actinopteri; Pleuronectiformes; Scophthalmidae
Gene: phrf1
Product: PHD and ring finger domains 1
Exons: 19
Coding region: 1886-7099 (1737 amino acids)
Source: RefSeq, a predicted model, not a curated record
CUUCUGUGUGUUCGCGUUUUAAAAACUUUGCGUGUCGCCACACUGAGGGUGUUGCUAGUGCAGAGCCCGAACGAGCAUGUAAUUGACGUUCGCUAAAUUUAGCCUUCUCCGAAGCUGAGGCUAGCUAGCAUGCUACAUCGAUGCUCCUAGCUAGCGUCGAUUGUUCAGGCAGAUCGACGUUACCGGUGAUUGGCAUGUUCUUGUCAGUUUGCAUGUAAGAUGAUGUGCACAUGCACAUUCACGCUCCGCUUGGGUUUCACACGACACGUAGAGGAAGCACUCUGUUUGGUGCCGGGUCCUCCUCUUUGUUUACAAAUGUAGCCGUAGCACAUUCUGCAUGUUAGCUAUCUAGCUUAGGUCACAUUUUACUGUUUGCAAACAACUUCUCUUAAACCAAGAGCAUUUGCUUGAUAAGCAUUUACCCCAGCUCAAAGACUCUGAUAUUGGUUUAAAAUAAGGCUGCAGCUAACAAUUAUUUUUGUAUCGAUUAGUCUAUCGAUUAUUUUUCCAUAAAUCUGAAGAUUAUUUUCUGUCUAGUCGAUUAAUCCUUUUGUUUGACUUAUCAAUGAUUUAUAACCGCAACUUCCAUUAAUCUUUCAACCAUUUACUCGAGCAGUUUCUCAUAAGAAUACUUACUAGAACAGAAAUUUCAAAUCCCAACUUUUAAAUAAAUAAAGUGCCAAGAAUGCAAAAAAAGGUUUUAGGGCAUCAUUCACUAUAAAGUCCAGCAUAAAUUCGUCUCAACAUAAAUAAUGAAUAAAAGAUUUUAGGGCAUGUAUAUGAUAAUUAAAAUGUGAAAAAAUAUACACAAAAUAAAAUCAGUGACCUAGUUUAAAAUGAAUUCUAUCAAUGAAUGAACCAUUUCAAGGCCCUUUUCGCAUGUCUCUGCUUGAAAAUGUCGUGCCCAAAAUGAGAAGACUAUAACUCUGCAACUACACGGUCUAUAUGAAUCAGAUAUGCGAGUCAGAGUAAAUGAAGAUGGUAGUUUAUGUUUGUCCCUGUUUGAUUUGUUUGAUUGUUUUUUUAAAAACUUCUUUGGCUGCUGGAAAGGUGAGAGUUGGUUGUACAGUGAUAAGAAACGCACCGCUGGAAUGUUAUUAUAAGUCGCUUGUGUCGUUGGCAUUAGAUCUCUAUUCAAAUCAUUUCCCACACUUGGCCUCCAGAAUCGGGAAGCAGGGGAGAUGUGCUUUUCACUUUCUCCAGGGCCGAAGUGUACACACAAGUAAUAAUAAUAUAUUUGAUUUAUAAAGUGCUUUUCAUGCACCCAAAGCGCUGGUACAAGUGCAUCCCACUACAAUCGAGCUGCUGAGCCUGCUAACCAUUCCACCUGAAGCAGCAGGAUCGACCUGCCGUCUUGUGAAUUAUAUUUAGUUUCUGUUGGAGUUGGUCUUCAAUCAAAUUUUUUUUUUGAGCUGGUGUUGGAAUGUUUAUCUCAAAAAUGUAUUGACAAGAAGAUAUUGGAGUAUAUCCUCCUGGCCCUCCAUUGUUGGCAUUUCUCUUAACUAUCUUAAGCAGGCUACACAACAGAGCGCAGCUAUCCACGUCUCUGUGACAUACAGUAUGUUAGAGAUACAGAAUUCUACCUGACAACAGCAAUGAACUUAAUUCUGAUUGGUUAUUUUUUCCACCAAGGGAGGCAAAGCCUCCUUUUAUCACAACAGAUCUAUUCCUUUGAUGGCUGGAUCGAUCUCACACCGUAACGUGCAUAACUGAGAACAGGAGUUACCAUCACUGGGGAUGAACGUAAAUAGUUCGAUAAUCAAUUACGUCGACGUGUUGUUGCAGCCCUAGUUUCAAAUACAGUCUAUGAGGUAGUCUUUUAAGCAGACUAUUCCAGAGCAAAGCCGUCAGAGAAAUUGGUCUUCUGUCCUUCCGAUGAUCAGCCAUGGAUGAGGACGAAAACCAAGAUGAGUUUAUCAAUCGCAGUGCGACCCAGAGCAAAGGAAAAAGGGCUGCGUUGUGGGCCAUCUCAGAUGACUCAGAUGAUGUUGAAGAGGAGUCUGAGGAGGGAGAAUCUGACAGUGGUGAGGAGGACGAAGAGGAGGAUCACCUAGAUGGAGAGGAUGAUGAUGAUGAAGAGGAGGAUGAUGAGGAAGAAGACGCUAAGCCCGAGGACGGAACCUCUGCCGACCUCGCAGGAAUGAGCUCGGAUGAGGAUGCAGAGAAGUGUCCCAUCUGCCUAAACUCAUUCAGGAGCCAGCCUGUUGCAACACCCGAGAGCUGUGAACACUAUUUCUGUCUUGACUGCAUCCUUGAAUGGACCAAGAAUGCAAACUCGUGUCCUGUUGACCGUAUUGCCUUCAAUAGCAUAUACUUAAGAAAAUGUUAUGGCGGCAAAGUGAAGAAAAUGAUCACAGUACAAAAGCCUGUGAAGGAAGGUCAAGAAGAAGUGGUAGAUUUGGACCUGGAGCAGACCAAUUGUGAGGUGUGUGGGGGCAGCGACCGUGAGGACCGCCUCUUGCUCUGCGACGGCUGUGAUUCUGGGUUUCACAUGGAGUGUCUCACGCCACCUCUGGACUCUGUUCCUGUAGAAGAAUGGUUCUGCCCUGAAUGUGUAGCCAACAACCGUCACUCAAGGGAUUCAGCCGAGGGAGUCAGUGAUGCAGAGAUUCGGCCAUCCACUGCCCGUCCUGCCACAAGCCGGACCCAGACCCGUACCGGGGGUCCCAUCAGAGCCAUUGCCCGAACUCAGCAGAGCGAGAGGGUUCGAGCCAACGUCAACCGACAUCGCAUCACACAGGCACGCACAUCGCAGUUUGCUCCCACAUAUCUGAUGCAGUCCACGUGGCUGGAUGAGACUAUUAAUGCUGUGGUGGCUGGGCUCAACACGUCUGUGUAUAUUCGGGACUUAACACCUCGGAUGCCAUCAGGCCGCAGGCGCAGGACUGGAAAGCGCAGAAAGGUCAGAAGAAAGACGACUUCUGCUAAGGGUAAUACUGCAAGCACAGGGGUCAGGAGGAGGAAACGGAGAGUGAGGAGGACUAGAUCCAGAAGGAAGCUGGUGGUGAAAAAAACAGCCACUUCCCGAGGCCGAAUCGCUAAUAAUCUCGGAAUUGUAAAGGACAAGAAGAGCUCUUCGCUCCCCACAGUAUACCGGCCCUCAGAGAACACACUCAGCAGCAUGCGUUCUGACAUAGGUGCUGCAUCCCUCUCCAUCUAUGGAGACCCGUUUGACCUGGAUCCAUUCGUGGAACGUGAGGAGGUGGAGCAGCAGGCCCGCGUGACAUCACUGUUGGAGGCGAAGAGGCGAGGGAUCUCACGCUCUGCUCUUCGCUCUCACCAGCCUGUAGCUCGACCAGUCACUGCAAGUCUGUCCAGGAGGGGUAUGGAUGUCCCCCAAUCAGUGGGUGUUGUGGAUGCGGCUCCUGUACCUGACCUGCUAAGCAGUAUCCUAUCAGGACAGAGCAUGCUCUUGAUGGACAGCUCUGAUGUUGUCAUUAAUCGUGAUGGUUCCCUUAAAGCUACUAAGUCAAUGAUGCCAUCAUCAACGCCAGGUGGCAGCAGAAAUAGUGGCUCAGAAGAUGCAAGCAUCGAGAUCACGCCAGGGAUGUCUCCGCUCCUUGGAGACAGUUCUCCGCCUCUCCACUACAACGGACACCUACCAGGAUCCUCCCAUAGCUCCCUAAACAGACCUUUAUCUCAGGGCUCUUCUCGUUUACCCCCAUUUACCCCCUCUUCAGCUAUCGACACCCAACCAGAUUUACCAACCAGAGGUCAUCCACGUUUGCAGCCACCUCGUCCAAACAGACCCACCCCCUCUCUCGGUCAGCGGGAAACCAAUGAAGUUCGAGCCUCUCGGGAAAACUCCUCCUCUUCCACUCACACUGCACCAAGCUCAAACUCCAAGAGCAACGGAGUAGCUCCUUCACAGUCCCAAUUUAAAAAAACUCAUGCAAAGCCUAUGUGGGUGGAUGUAUCGGUGCUUCCUCGGAUACCAAAAAUAAAACGGGAGAGUGGCGGUGUCACAAAUGAUGGCACUAGUCAAGGUGGCAGUAACAGAAUUGGUAGUAGUAAAGGAAGUGGUAGUAAUUCUACAGCUAGUAGUAAUGGUUAUGGUAUGCCUGAAACGGGCAUGAACAGCCUCGCUGGGGACAAGAACAGGCAGCAAAGUGUCGAUCAGCAAAAAGGCAGGGCUGACGGUCAAGCCCAGAGGCACCGGCCUGACGGUGCAGCCUCAUCAUCAGCUUUCUCCAACUCAUUUUCCUCCUCUUCCUCCUCCACUGGUUCGCCUUCAAGCCAACUACGGCAUUCUUCAUCUUCCUCGUCUUCAUCAGCCGUGAGCUUCCGCAUUAACGCCAGUGGGAACUCCUGGCAGGCGAGGCGGCCAAGCGUUGCGUCGUCCUCCGCCAGUGGAGGCAGCGUUCGCAAACACUGGAGAGAGAAGGAAGAUGAGGCCAAAAAGAGACAGUUGCAUCGGGAUAAGCAGAUCUUGCUGGCAUCACGAGCGCUGGUUAAUAAGGAAGAAGACCGUAAUAAUGUCUAUGAUCCCUUUAAUCCCACUCUGUCAGACUCGAGCAGCUCAGACAGUGAAGCAGAGAGCUCGAGCCUUGAUAAAAGCUCCCGACAUGCCUCACAUGAGGGCAACACUCCUAGUUCAGGAAAUGACGAUUUGGUGCAAAGCAAGCAGGUCCUGGUUCAUGUGAAAACUGAACCACAGGAGACUGAAGUCUCGCAGGAACAACCAAGGAGAGCUAAUGCUCUGGAGCCUGUAUCACAGAGGGUCAGAUGCUCACAGGAAUAUGUCAAAGUUGAAAAGGAAUCAAGAUUAGUAGACAUUAAGGUUGAGACUAUGGUAAAGAAAGAGCCAGAUCUAGAUGAUACAGAGGAAGAAGAGAGGUGUCACGGCAUAAAAAUGGAUUUGAAUUCUGACAAAGCAGACACCACAACACGGGCUCAUCACAGCCUGGAUCUUGUCAAGACAGAGGAAGAGACUCUAGAGGAGGAGAGUGAGAGAACUCGCAACAGUGCUCCCCCUGACUGUCGGAAGGAUUCAUCAGCAUCCAGCUCUGGGCUCAACAAGAGGAAAAAAACAGGAGACUCUCAAUCGGAAUCCCCAUCAAGAGACUUGGGCCGUACAAAGAAAAGCGCCAAAGCUCCAAAGGAGCGAAGCUGUAGCAGCUCAGAGACGGACAGAGGCAGGAGAGGAGACCAUCAUGCCUCUGGUCAGGGAGGCAGGCAGAAAGAAAAGGAGAAGGACGGAGGAAGGAGUUCCAGGCGGUCAAGGUCUAGAGAGAGGAGGAGGGCACGCUCCACCUCACAGAGCUCCCAGUCCACUUCCCCUGACGGGACUAGCAGUAAGAGACGGCGAUCCAGUUCCCGAUCCAAAGACCGGAGGCGAUCCAGAUCCGUUUCGGGCUCUAGUAGUAGAGAGCGUUCAAGGAGGAAGAACCAUAAACAAUGGAGCACGGAGAGAAACGAUGGCAGCGAGAGAGACCGCAAAAGAGGACGCAUGCCACAGGACAAGAGACGAGGUCAGUCUCGGUCAGAGUCACGUUCCAGGUCUAGGUCCUCGUCCAGAUCGAAGCACAACAAACGUGGUCGGUCUCGUUCAAAAUCACGGUCAGAAUCACGAUCCAGAUCCAGGGAAAGGAGGAAAGAUCACACGCGACUGCAACAAGCCUCCGUCUGCUCCAGAGAUAAAGUGGGGUCACGAUCAAAAGACAAGAGGAGACACGGGUCUAGAUCGAGCUCAAGAGAGAGGAGCAAAGAAGAUGGAUCCUCAUCCAAGAGUUCACAGAAAACUUCAGGGCCCUGCACUUUGUCCUCUCAAGACAAAAGGCAGUUACAGGAAAAUAAAAAAGAGAAGAGUAUCAUUCAUAACUCCCUUAAAGAGGAGAAAAUUGCUAAAAGGAUUAAACAGGAGUUCCCCUCCUGUACUUCCAACACUAAUGUUAAAAAGGAAGACAAAGACCUCGGAGCAGACCACAUCGCCACAACAGCAGAAAUGACAAAAGAGGAGGUGAGGGUUGUAAAAGUAAUUAAGAAAGAAAAACCACCAUCACUUGAUAUAUUUGAAGAUUAUCCUAUUACUAAAUCAAUUAAGAAAGAAGAAAUUGACGCCUGCUCUUUGCCAGUAAGCACCGGUGUGGAUAAGGCGGUAAUUGAAGAAGACCUCACAAAGACGACUCAGACGUGUGAAAUCAAGACUGAGCCUUGUGAAAUCAAGACUGAGCCUUGUGAAAUCAAGACUGAGCCUUGUGAAAUCACAAUUAAAUCAGAGCCAAGUUCGCCAAUAUCGUGCCACUCGCCCUGUUUCACCUCAACUUCUACAUUCACAUCAUCUGUUGCCGCGGUCGGUCACCUGGAUGCAGCCUCUCAGACUGUCCGCGUGAAGCAGGAAGUUCUGCAACCCUCGGACUCCGAUGAUGACGACGACGACUUCAAUGUCGACGUGAUGCUCGACAGCCUGGACUACGUGAAGUCUGAGGAGCGCACAGAGGGGAGCGGUGCUGAAGUCAAACAAGAGAAGGAAGUAGAGGAGGGGAAAAAAGGAGAAGAGCAGGUAUUGCCUGUUGUUGGAGCCAAAGCCAAGACUCAAGUGAAGAGGGUCACCUGGAAUAUACAGGAGCCCGAGGGGCCUCAACCACAGAAAUCACCAAGCAAGCUGGCUCUGUAUAAACUGAAGCUGAAGCAGGAAGGAGCUCGCAGGCCGUCCUCCACAGUCCAGACAUCCAGUCAGGACAUCGCUGGAGCGGUCGGUGAGUCCUCCAAGAAAGGUGCAGUUGCUCCACCAACCACUCCCCGCAGAUCUGAUGGUCUUCAUCCACAGGGGUUAUCAGUGACUGAACAAGGAGAGGCAGAGGAAGGAGAUGUCUCGAGGAAAGACCAGUAUUUGAAAAAGUUGCACAUGCAGGAGAGAGCUAUAGAGGAGGUGAAGCUAGCCAUCAAACCUUUCUACCAGAGGAGGGACAUCAACAAGGACGAAUACAAAGAGAUUCUCCGAAAAGCCGUCCAGAAGGUGUGCCACAGCAAGAGCGGUGAGAUCAACCCAGUGAAGGUGGGCAAUCUAGUCAAGGCAUAUGUGGACAAAUACAAACAUGCUAGGAAACAGAGGAAAGGAGAGGACUUAGGGAAUGAAAAAGUCUCUGACAGCCCUUGAUGAGCCCUGAACCACAGGCAAUAUAGGCUGCACUCACCACCACACACUCAUUCAUAUGCUAUACUACGUUUUACUGUGUCCUACCAUCCUGUGUGACUUCAGACUCUGUCACUACAUACACUCAGAUUUCCUCUCAGCUUCAGGAUGGAACAUUUUCUAUAGCGUUGAGCUUUCUAUCCUGAUGGGGACAAACUUUGAUCACCUAAAGCAUCUGUUGGUGUCUUUUCUUGGACAGUCUCUGCCAAGAAUUUUUUUUUGUCCAGUACAGCUCAAGAAACUCGAUGGGAGACUUUGAGGUUCUGCCUUAAAGAGGCAAAUCUGAGAAGACCCCUCAUGGACUGAUAAAUCAGGUAGCUUUCUCCACGGGCAUAUCACUGUGACGAUGCAGCGUGGACUUUUUUGUUUUCUAUGGCUUUUUUGUUUUGUGGGACAGCACGGUUAUUUAUCCAUGGCUUUUUUGGGGGAUGUUAAGAAGUGACAUAAAAUGAUGCAGAGUAUGCAUAUUACGGGAUGUUUGUCACAUUAGGAAAAGGACACUUAUGCAAUUUUUUCAGAAAAUUUAUAAGUAGAGAAAUUGAACAAUUGUAGAUUUGGUUGUAAAUAAUAUAGAUUUGAUAUAUCCUUAUAUGUUCCUUUCGUCUGUGUUGCCUGUUGAAAAUAACUUGACAUAAAUGUUUCUAUUCUAGAGUUGAUUGGUUUGUUUUUUUGUCUCGUAUUUAAACGCCUGUCUUCCACAUUUAACAUCCGUGUUGAAUGAGCUUGAUUAAGUCGGUGCACUGCAGGUGAAUUCUGGUUCGGAACAGAGUCACUCUUUUCAAAAAUACAUCAGUAUCGCUUUUCAACCCUUGACUGAAAAGUAGAGAAUCAGGUAACAUUUAGUUUUUGUGCUAAACCAGCAUAAAAAUAAUUACAAAGAUUUUCACCAUUUCUCUGGAUAAGCUAAAUUUCUUUUUUUGAUUUCUUUUUUUGGGGGGGGGGGGGGGUUCUGUUUUUAAGCAGAUCUUCAUAGCAUCUUUUCAUAUUAAACAUUCAUUAAAAAAAAUAUUGAGCUAAUUCUAUUGCCAUCAUUUUGUGGCUUUGUGAGAUCCAUUUAUUGUCUGUAUAUAAAAAAAGAUCAUGGAGCAUCUCAUAAACCACAGGAUAGAAUUCACUUUAGUUGGCAAAUUAAACUAAUAAUUUCAGUGUCGACUUUAUAAGUGUCUGCAGUAUUCGAUGCGACCUCAUUAAUGACUGAUGUGUGGGUUUAGAUUAAAUCCUCUUGUUGAUAUCUGUUGCUACUCUGCAUUGUUUUCCUUACCAUUGUAAAGUCAUUGCGUUCUUUGAAGUCAUGGUUUUGUCUUUGUCAGUUUGUUUGCCCUCUGAAAAGACUCAUCAGGUUUCAGGUUGAACUUCAAUUUGGCUUUUUAAAGACUGGGACUGACUGGA